AUGGCCGCGCGGCGCCUCGGAUCCCCCGCCUCCAGGUGGCUGCGCCCGUCCGCGCUGCUCUUCCUGGUCGCUUCCGCCCUCCUCUCGGCCCCGUUGCCGGCCCGCGCCCUCCGGUUCGACCUCGAGUCCGGCCACACCAAGUGCGUCUCCGACGAGAUCAAGGUCAACGCCAUGGCCGUCGGCAAGUACCACAUCGUCGGGCCCGACCCCAACUUCCCCGACGCCCAGCUCCCCGAAUCGCACCGCAUCUCCCUCAGGGUGACUUCGCCGUACGGGAACAGCAUGCACUACGCGGAGAACGUGCAGUCGGGCCACUUCGCCUUCACCGCGGCAGAGGCUGGCGACUACCUGGCCUGCUUCUGGGCGCCCGACCACAAGCCGCCGGUUACCAUGGGGUUCGAGUUCGACUGGAGGAGCGGCGUCUCCGCCAAGGACUAUCCCAGCGUCGCCAAGAAGGGCAAGGUCGAUAUGAUGGAAUUGGAGCUGAAGAAGCUAGAGGAAACUAUAAGAAAUAUACAUGAAGAGAUGUUUUAUCUGCGUGAAAGGGAAGAGGAAAUGCAGGACCUGAACAGGCGAACAAACUCAAGGAUGGCUUGGCUAGGGUUCCUCUCCCUUGGCAUCUGCUUAUCAGUGGCAGGUUUGCAGCUGUGGCACCUGAAGACCUUCUUUGAGAGGAAGAAGUUGCUGUAG
Molecule: messenger RNA, 690 nt
Organism: Miscanthus lutarioriparius
Lineage: Eukaryota; Viridiplantae; Streptophyta; Magnoliopsida; Poales; Poaceae
Source: the annotation of a GenBank genome assembly